AGAACUUCAUCGAAACUACACUGUUGAUAGCGGCUACCUCAAAAUUCAACUCAUUAUAUAAGCCUCAGUUGCUCUAUCACAUCGAUCGAUAACAACAAGCUCGAAGAUGCAGGAAAUCGGCAAGACUGAAACAUGGUUAAGGAAACAUCGUUCUGUCUAUAACUCAGCCACCAAACACCCUUUUAUCCUCAGCAUCCGCGAUGGCACUGUUCAAUCUCAUUCCUUCAAAACAUGGCUCGCGCAGGAUUACUUGUUUGUUAGAGAGUUUGUUCCAUUUGUUGCAAGUGUGUUGAUAAAAGCUUGCAAGGAAUCAGAUGAUAGUGAUGAUGAUGUUGAAGUUAUAUUGGGAGGUAUAGCUUCUCUCAAUGAUGAGUUAUCUUGGUUUAAGAAAGAAGCUAAGAAAUGGGAUAUUCGACUCUCCGAGGUUGUUCCUCAAAAAGCAAACAAAGAUUAUUGUCGGUUGUUGGAAGGUUUGAUGAGUUCAGAUGUGGGGUAUACUGUGGCUCUUACUGCGUUUUGGGCGAUUGAAGUUGUGUAUCAAGCGAGUUUUGCGUCUUGUGUUGAAGAAGGUUCGAAAACUCCGGUAGAAUUGAAGGAGACUUGUGAGAGAUGGGGAAAUGAGGGGUUUGGUGAGUACUGUGAAUCUCUGAAGAAGAUGGUUGAUGGGCGGUUGCUGAAGGCUUCUGACGAGGAAGUGAAGAAGGCUGAAGUUGUGUUUUUGAGUAUUGUUGAACAUGAAGUUGAGUUUUGGAACAUGAGUAGUGGGAAUUAAUGUAACAUAAUGAAAGCUUGUUCAUGUUGUUGAUUGUGAACCUUUGUAGCUUAUGCUAUUGUGUAGAAUGAAAUGUCUAGUUUAAUAGAGUAAACUAGAAAUAUGGAAAUGGAAUGCACCUUGUUUUCUUAGUA
This is a messenger RNA of Lathyrus oleraceus (garden pea), 906 nucleotides long. RefSeq names its product probable bifunctional TENA-E protein. Gene Ontology annotation, cellular component: cytosol. The transcript is spliced from 3 exons. NCBI's taxonomy places the organism in Eukaryota, Viridiplantae, Streptophyta, Magnoliopsida, Fabales, Fabaceae. The coding region runs from base 107 to 772 and encodes 221 amino acids. The record is from RefSeq and is a predicted model, not a curated record.